CGUUUGCUGCGACGGCACUUUGCGGCAGCAGGGAAAUCGAGGAGAAAGCAGCGACAACCAUCGCCAGCGGAAACGUUAUCGCCCCAGAAAACCCUGGAUUUAUGCAAUAUUCGAUGAACUAGCUCGUAUAUUGGUUGUAUAUGUCUUCGCCUUGUGGAUGAAAUUGUGUUCAACGUUUUCCAAGUGUCAAUCACCACCUUAAUGCAGUGGGAUGGCCACAGUGCCGCCUGGGCCUAGUAGCGCACUGCCUGCAUCCCCGGCUGAAAUUCCUCCUUUCCCCGCGGCUGGGAGCGCGGAGCCGGCGGUGGAAGACGGAGAGCCGGCGUGCCACGGGGAGCAGUGUGUGCCCGCCGGUACAGGGACGAAGUCUCAGUCGGUAAACGAAGUCAAAAGGUCGGUAAAGAAGAAGCAGAAAAACAUGCUAGCGCGAGCUAGCCCGGCGGCGCUUCACCUUAAAAUGCAAGCCCGAGAGCAGCAGCAGUUGAACGGCUUGGCAAGCCCCUCAGAGGACCCUGACAGCCACCAGCACGUAGGAAGCCGGCCUGACAAUCCCAGAUCGUCCGUAGACAACUGUGACAACAGCAUUGGCAGCAACGAGGAGGCUCCUGCCGCUAGGAACAAUAGUGAGCACUGCCAACACGAAGGCCACAGCCCCUGUUCCAAAAACGGUAGUCACUCUCCUCAUGGUAACAAUAGCGUGAACGGGAUGCCGGGUUUCACUACAGCUGAGGCGGCCUGCGAAGCGGGGAAAGAGUUGGACCACACGCCGCCCUCUAGACCUUCGAGUGACGAGCAGCCGGACGCUGCUGGGCCCGGCGGUGAGGAGAGCCAGGCUGACCUGCAGCAACCGCCGGCCGAGGAGCUCGCCCGGCUCGACUUGAGCGGCUCCCCCGGGGAGAACCACGGCAUCCGCUAUGUCCGCUACGAGUCUGAACUUCAGAUGCCGUGGAUCAUGAGACUGAUCACCAAGGACUUAUCUGAGCCUUAUUCAAUUUACACGUACAGGUACUUCAUCCACAACUGGCCGCAGCUCUGCUUUCUGGCCAUGGUGGAGCAGGAGUGUGUCGGAGCCAUUGUAUGUAAGCUUGACAUGCAUAAGAAGAUGUUUCGUCGAGGCUACAUUGCCAUGCUGGCCGUGGAUUCGAAACACAGAAGGAAAAGCAUCGGUACUAAUCUGGUGAAAAAGGCCAUCUAUGCCAUGGUGGAGGGCGACUGCGACGAGACUUUGAAUUCCUCUAGAAGAUGAAACAUGUGAUACAGCGUUACGAUUUCUUCAGUCUCUUUGCUGGUUGAGACCAAAGAGCUGACACUCUGAUACAACCCAGCAA
Molecule: messenger RNA, 1328 nt
Organism: Pelmatolapia mariae (spotted tilapia)
Lineage: Eukaryota; Metazoa; Chordata; Actinopteri; Cichliformes; Cichlidae
Product: N-alpha-acetyltransferase 30-like
Exons: 4
Coding region: 212-1246 (344 amino acids)
Biological process (GO): N-terminal peptidyl-methionine acetylation
Cellular component (GO): NatC complex
Molecular function (GO): protein-N-terminal amino-acid acetyltransferase activity
Source: RefSeq, a predicted model, not a curated record